GCGGCUUCCUCUCUCUUGCAUCAUCCUUUGUCGUUUGUUGUUUGCUGCUCUGCCUGUCAUCCCGCACUUGGCUCUUUCGUCUUUCUGUUUAUUACACCGCCCGCCUCGAUACCUCUACUAAGAGCACGUUUUCCGCAGUCUACGAAAACGAGACCAGCCUACCCCGCGCCAUCGACGCUCAUCCUUUGAGCUACCAACUGUCUGCUGCCUCUGCGCCAGAUAUCCCUACGAUUCUCUGCAGCCGCCCCAUCCUACAACAGCGAGCCUCGUCUAUACAACUCACAGCAUAGCAAAGUGCCCUCGACAGCUAAACUCUUCCUAAGCAAUCGCUUUGUCGACUCCAACCUCGGAGCUUGCGCGUUCACGACUCAUACCAAUCGCACUCGGCGCUUACGUCCUCCUUCCUCACCCCUCAGUCACCACAUCACAUCUAUAAAACAUGGGAAAAUCGCAGUCCAAGCUUUCUGCUGAGCAGCUCGUCGAGCUGCAAAAGUCCACCCAUUUCGACAAGAAGGAGCUGCAGCAAUGGUACAAGGGUUUUCUUAAGGAUUGCCCGUCAGGCAUGCUGAGCAAGGAGGAGUUUCAAAAGAUUUACCGCCAAUUCUUCCCCUUUGGUGACCCCAGUUCGUUUGCUGAAUAUGUCUUCAAUGUAUUUGACAGUGAUAAGUCGGGCACAAUUGACUUCAAGGAGUUCAUCUGCGCCCUCAGCGUUACUAGCCGAGGAAAGAUGGAGGACAAGCUCGACUGGGCCUUCCAGCUGUACGACAUUGACGGCGACGGAAAGAUUAGCUACGAUGAAAUGCUUCAGAUUGUAGAGGCAAUCUACAAGAUGGUCGGCUCCAUGGUUAAGCUCCCAGAGGACGAAGAUACCCCCGAGAAGCGCGUCCGCAAGAUUUUCCGCAUGAUGGACAAGGAUGAGAACGGCAGCCUUGAUUUGGAGGAGUUUAAGGAAGGGAGCAAGCGCGAUGAGACUAUUGUCUCGGCGCUCUCCUUGUACGACGGACUUGUUUAAUCAGUUAAAUGUGGUAAUAAACCAAUAAAACACUUUAGUAAGAUUACUGGCCAAAGAAUGUGUUUAGUACUGCAAAUGUUUCCAACUAAAUUCAUUGGCAGACUUGGGCGCACAUCACACGGUUUGACGCAAGCUAUAGUUCCGAUCUCACCAGCUCAGCUGCCAACGUUUGUGACCUUCUGGAAUAAUAAAAAAAUAUAACAAGUGCAUCAUUUUCGACCUACUUGUACUUCCGUUCAGCAAAAAGAAAUAGAAUUGCAAGAUCCAAAACAGAAAAGACCAAAAAGUUGGGCCUGGCCGGGAUUCGAACCCGGGACCUCUUCUAUGAACGCUAUGCGCACUGGGUGCAGCCCGAAAGAAGGAUGCAAACCACUACACCACCAAGCCGAGUGGCGAUAGCCGGGGCGUUAUUACUAACUAUAUACUGCACACGGAAAAAUUACAAAAUUACAUGAUAUUAAAGUGAAAUUAGUAUAUUUUUAUUUAGUUUAUACAUGCAGGGAGUAAUACAAUAGAUUUUACAUUUUCCAUUCAUGUCUCUCUCCCUUUUUGGAAGAUAUCUUCAGUAUAACAGUGGUCAUACGACCUUGCAUGUUGGAUGGAAUCGUGCAACGGUUUCACUGCCAAAUACCUGGAAAUCUCGAUUUGUGACACUGUGAGGUGGAAUUGAGGGACAAAAAUGCGCUGAAACCUUGAAAGAAGCACUGUAUGAACUCUGGAGAGAUGAUCUCGGCUUGCAAGAGCACGAUCGACCAACACGGCCCAUGUCCCAACUAGUACGCGA
[Torrubiella] hemipterigena is the source of this 1796-nucleotide messenger RNA. Lineage: Eukaryota; Fungi; Ascomycota; Sordariomycetes; Hypocreales; Clavicipitaceae. The record is from the annotation of a GenBank genome assembly.